AUGCGAAUCAGUCCACUCUUGCCUUAUCUCAAGAUUCUCAGCACACACACACACACAGAGUUGAAGAAGCUUGAACGAAGAAAGGAAAUGGCAAUCACAGUGCCUAGAAUAAAACUGGGUUCACAAGGUUUUGAGGUAUCAAAACAGGGACUGGGCUGCAUGGGAUUGACCUUUAACCAUGGUUCUCCCAAGCCAGAAGAGGAAAUGAUCAAACUCAUCCACCACGCCAUCAACACCGGCGUCACCUUCCUCGACACCUCCGAUAUAUACGGUCCCCACACCAACGAACUCCUUGUUGGCAAGACCAAACCGAGAGAAAAGUGA
Ilex paraguariensis (yerba mate) is the source of this 324-nucleotide messenger RNA. NCBI's taxonomy places the organism in Eukaryota, Viridiplantae, Streptophyta, Magnoliopsida, Aquifoliales, Aquifoliaceae. The record is from the annotation of a GenBank genome assembly.